AUGAAUGAUACUAUUUUUGAUACUAAGGUUUUAGAUAACUUUGAAUAAGAGUUCUAAUAAGUUCAUGAUGAUAUUAAUCCAAAAAUUCAUUCUCGUAUUGCUCCAUUGAUAUAUGCAAUUAAAGGAUUGAAAUAAGAAAUUAAUCAAGUCUUUGCUGAUUUCAUUCGAGAAACUAAUAAAGCUACUGAUGUUAUAAGGAUAAAAGAUAUGUUCGAAGCAGUGUUGAUGGAAUAUAAGUUUAGAGAAAAGGAAAGCAUUAAAUUAAUGGAGGCUAUUUUACAAAACGAUUCUAAAUAAAUUAGAUAAAUAUCUCAAUUAUUUAAAGAAAUUCGUGAACUACAACAUGAGGUGAAUCAAUUUCAAAGACAAAGUGAAGUCAAACGGUAAAGGUAAUGUGGUAUAUUUAAAGGAAAUCCAACAGAUUUCAAGAAAUAAAAUACUUCAAUUAUAGAUGAAACCAGCAUUUAUGAUUGGGUGGUUGAUAUAGAUUUUAUAACAUCUAUAAAUAGUUCAGGAUGGAAAGUUUGGUUGUCUCCAAAGAUGAUAAACCAAGAAAUUAUCAAUAUAAAAUCAUUAGAUGGAGCAACUGUUGCAGUAACUGGACUCUAUGAUAAAGGAAAGACUUUUGUAUUGAAUAGUCUCACUAUGAGUAAUUUACCAUCUGGAAAGAAGGUUACUACUAGAGGCAUUUCAUUUAAGCAUGUAAAUGUAGAUAAUGGAACAAAACUUAUAUUAGUGGACACAGCUGGAACAUAUAGUCCUGUUAAAAUAGAAAAUGAAUUAUCUAUUGUAGACAAAGAAGCUACAGAAACAUUUAUAUCAGAUCUUGUAUUCGAUUUGGCAGAUUACUUUUUAUGCGUUGUUAAUGAUUUUACAAGUCUUGAUCAAAGAUAUCUUGAUAGAUUGAGUCGUAAUCUAUAAUAAAGUACGAAUAAGACAUUUAGAGAAAUUAUUGUAAUACAUAAUCUUAAAGAUGUUGAAUCUAAUGAAAUUUUAGAACAUGUAUGGAGUACAUAAGUAACAUAAAUAUAUGCAAAUGGAACUCUAUAAAAAACUAAAGUAGCUGCACUUAAUCCAAUAAAUAAAUAACUUUAGGAAAAACAUGUUCUUUGGUUUAAGACUCCAUACACUAGACAUGUGUGUAUUGUGAAUGAUGAUUGUAAUUUAGGUAAGGGUUUAAAUCCUUGGGUAUUUUCACUUCUUAGAUAUUGGUUAAAGGCAGUUUUUAUUCCUGUAAACAGAAGUUUUUCAGUUUUAGAUUGUUUGUUAAUUUAAUCAAGAUAAAAACUUGUUAAUUUUUUUAGAAAGAAUAUUAAAAUUGACCUAAAAAAUACAGAUGAUCCUUUAAUCAAAGUAAUUAAAACAGAAAAUGAAUUUUAAGAUAAAAUUUAAAUUCCUUAAGGUUAAGUUGAUAUGAGUGGUUUAAUAACAGGAUAAUAGGAUUCUUUUUAGCCUGCUACAGAUAUUAUUGCAGGUGAUCAAUAUAUAAUUUUGAUGGAUGCUCCAGGAUUGACUAAUGAUGAUGUAGAUAUUUAGAGACAGAAUGUAGUAACUUUAGUGAAGGGGAACAAAUUGAGACCGUAUAUAAAUUAAGGGUAAUUGGAAAAGAGUGAAAGGAAAUAUGGAGAAUUUACACUUACAUUUAAAGUAUUAAUUAUGAUUAAAAAUAUUUAGAUUCCUGAUAUUUAUGAAAGAUAAUGGUCUUAUUUUGGUGUGGAAUAAGGAGUGAUCACAAUAAAAUACGAUAAAGAUAAAGAUGAUAUUUGA
Paramecium pentaurelia is the source of this 1767-nucleotide messenger RNA. The record is from the annotation of a GenBank genome assembly. Lineage: Eukaryota; Ciliophora; Oligohymenophorea; Peniculida; Parameciidae.